AUGACACUUACAAUCAGCUUUUCUCACGACGAGAGCAAGCCAUUGACGCCUGGGAGCAUGGUCCUUGGUGUGGUCAAGUUCAUGAACUAUGAAGACCAAGUAAUCGAGUCCUUGAGCCUCACUUUUAAAGGCCAAACCAGUGUCUUUCUGAAUCAAUAUUACGGUGACUUGGUGUCCCCCAGAACGGAAUAUGCUUCCAAAAGUUAUCUCUUCAGUCGACAUCUGGAUUUGUACAGUGGGGAGUGCAUCCAACACAAGGGAAACUAUGCUUGGCCCUUUGCUUUACGAAUUCCACUAUUUGCAGCUCCAAGGUCUGUGCCAUCAUGGUCGAAAGAGUUGUUCAAUCCAAAGCAUCCAUGGAAAGGCGACUUGGCUCUCCAGCCUCACCCUCUACCACCAAGCAUGCAACAGAACGGCAAGUUUGUUUGCACCAUACAAUAUAUCCUCGAAGCGAAACUCGUGCACCGGCCUCCUCCCACCAACAAUUCGGAAAGCAAGGGCAGGGAAGUGAAAUCAUCACGGACCGUAUCUGUUCAAAACCUGGAGAUGCCUGGCCACAGCGCACCCGGACUGAACUACCCAUAUGUCAGCCAUCGCCACACAGUCCGUUGCCCGCUUGGGGAAUCUUCACAUUGGCCUGUCCGGCGCCUUCUUCCAAUGCUUCACAAAAAGCAACCGCCUACCGAGCCCGAAAUGAAUCUAUGCUUUUCGGUCUUACUGCCCAAGAAACUCGAGCUUAAAGAACAUCAAACACUGUCCAUCCCAACUUCCUGCACGAUGAACAGUUCAACAGCGACCGAGGAGUUGGCGUCUUUAACAGUGGAUGCAAGUCCAGAUCUUGUUAUUCAUUCUUUUAAGCUCUCACUUUUCCAGCAGACACAUGUCCGAGCUGGGUGUCACACCGGACUAUCUACCAAGUGCAUCUUGGCUCGCAAAGGAUCAUGCAGAGUACCCAUAUCCCGAAUAAGCAAAUCAGUCUCAGAAACAGCGAUUGAUACUCCGACCACAUUUGUCAACCUCUGCGAUAUAGUAGACCUCUCUGUUCCUGUUGAAAUACUGGCCUCAGACUUCUCAACCUACAACAUUGCCCGGUGCCAUACUCUUGAAGUAUCUUUCUCUUUGGAGUAUCGGGGGAAGAAAUAUAAGUUUACUUUGCGGAGGGUCCCAAUCCGAGUGGGACCAAGAUCUGGAGGAGAGCUGGAGAGGCGGCUCAGCGAAGGGCUGGAGAUGGACGAUGAGUACGGGUGUGAUCUGGCUGGUAUUCAGUGGCGUGAGUAUGGACGGACUUCCGGUUUUGAUGCGGGAAGCCCGAGACAAGCUAUCCCCCUUGUGAUAGAAGGCUUUGACGGCGAUGUUCCAGCAACCCCACCGCCUGCAUACACCGCCUAG
Fonsecaea multimorphosa CBS 102226 is the source of this 1389-nucleotide messenger RNA. RefSeq lists its product as uncharacterized. Lineage: Eukaryota; Fungi; Ascomycota; Eurotiomycetes; Chaetothyriales; Herpotrichiellaceae. The record is from RefSeq and is a predicted model, not a curated record. Bases 1 to 1389 code for a protein of 462 amino acids. The transcript has a single exon.